UCGAAGAACCAUCACCGCUCAGUCGUACGAAGACAUUUGUAUCGCAAUGUUCGAAGCUACUCCUGAAGGUGCUCUUGAAUUUACCAAAUUUUGCAUCAGCUUGCUAUUCAUUUGGCCACCUUGGCCCGAAGCUGGCGUCGCCGCCAAAACUCUGUUCAACAUAUUUUCUUGGUCAUCUGUCAUCUUCCCGACACUUCUCGGAAUCGCAUUGUUCAACGGCGCUUAUGACCAAAGGGACGAUUUUCUUUCUUUGACUAAAAGCGCUUGCGUGGCUUUAGCAUGCGUUCAGCUGGUCAUAAAAAUCAUAGUUUGCAGAGUACAUCGGCCACGAAUCGAGGUCAUACACUGCCGGAUGAGAGAUUUCGUUGAAAAAGCAACACCCCGAGAGAGGGCGCUCCUCCAACGUUACGUAGAUCGAUGCGCUCCUCUGCACUUCUUGUGCUGCCUCUUUGCACUGAUAGCGGGUAUCGCAAUGAUUGCUGGUCCUCUUGUACUUCCCAUAGACUUACCGACCGACGCUAAGUAUCCAUUCCCCGUUGAUACCCAUCCAGGCUAUGAUAUCGCUUACAUUCAUUUCAUUAUCGCCGGAAUGCAAUGCGCCUCGAUAACUCCGAUCGAGUGUUACGCUGCUCUUCUCAUCUGGUUCGCUGGUGCGCGUUUCGAGUUGUUGGGCGAAGAAUUUCAGAAUGUCAUGUCCAGCGAUGAGUUCAACGAGUGCAUAAAGAAACACCAGAUCUUACUGAAGAACACCGAAGAAAUGAUAAAAAUCGUACGCUUAAUUAUCGUCACCUCUACGUUGAUGGCCGGUCUCUCCAUUGUCACUGGUGCCAUCCACGUAAUCAGCCACGAGCCAAUGGCGAUCAAGGCCCAAUUCAUCAUAAUCGAUGGUGACUUUGCCUUGGUACUUUUCAUCAGUGCCUGGCCGGCUGAAAACCUCAUUAACGUCUCGAAUGGAAUUGGCCAAGGUGCUUACAGCUGUCCCUGGAUUCAGAACUCCCCCGAAAUGCGCAAAAACGUUCUGUUCGUUAUGCAAAGAUCUCACAUACAGUGUGCCAUAUCGGUUCCUGGUAUAUUACCAGAACACUCUUUACGAUACUAUACAGCAUUCUUGUCCAAAACGUUCUCCUUUUUCACAACUUUGCGCGUCGUUUUUGACGACGAAGAAAGUGAUACGUAGUGCAAUGAAAACGGUCUUUUACGUUUCGUCACAUCCGGCAAAAGGGAAGAGAAUGAAAAUUUUACGUAUUUCUUGCAGUUCUCCGCUUGGGGAUAGUCCCACGAUAGAAUCAAUUUUAGUAUUGUAAUCGUUAACCAGAACAAAUAAACAUGGUAGGAAA
Messenger RNA from Venturia canescens, 1337 nucleotides. RefSeq lists its product as uncharacterized. NCBI's taxonomy places the organism in Eukaryota, Metazoa, Arthropoda, Insecta, Hymenoptera, Ichneumonidae. Gene Ontology annotation, biological process: detection of chemical stimulus involved in sensory perception of smell; sensory perception of smell. The record is from RefSeq and is a predicted model, not a curated record. The coding region runs from base 47 to 1177 and encodes 376 amino acids. Gene Ontology annotation, cellular component: plasma membrane. The transcript is spliced from 6 exons. Gene Ontology annotation, molecular function: olfactory receptor activity; odorant binding.